Molecule: messenger RNA, 587 nt
Organism: Lecanosticta acicola
Lineage: Eukaryota; Fungi; Ascomycota; Dothideomycetes; Mycosphaerellales; Mycosphaerellaceae
Source: the annotation of a GenBank genome assembly
AUGUCGGGCGAGGCGUGGUAUGUGCGCGAUUCAUUCGGCGGACAAGACACGCACAGGCUCCAACCUCGAAGCUGUUGUACUGACUGUACCAAAUGCAGGUUGUUCCUCCUCGCCGUCCUUCUCAAUGCCGUCAAUCUCUUCCUGCAGGUCUUCUUCACCAUCAUGUACUCCGACCUCGAAUGCGACUACAUCAACCCCAUCGAUCUGUGCAACCGCCUGAACAUGUACAUCGUCCCCGAAGCCGGCAUUCACGCUUUCCUCACCGUGCUCUUCCUGGUCAAUGGAUACUGGCUGCCGCUGUUGCUGAACUUGCCGUUGUUGGGCUGGAAUGCGAAGAAGUAAGACAAUCCCCCGAAACACACGUCAACUCAGGACACAUUGGAGCAGGCACGAUUGUGAGCGCGAGUACUGAUAUACAGGGAAACAGAAUCUUCGAGAACCAGCAUCUCCUCGAUGCAACCGAGAUCUUCCGCAAGCUGAACGUGCAUAAGAAGGAGUCGUUCAUCAAGCUCGGCUUCCAUCUGAUCAUGUUCUUCUUCUACCUCUACUCCAUGAUCGUGGCACUUAUCAGGGACGAAAGUCGGUAA